AUGUCGGAUUUGAACACAAACAGUAACAGCAGCAAGGGCCAUACGGUCGCGCGGGCGGAACAGGACGCCCUCAUAUCGAAGUCUAUUGAGUUGGGGGACACAGCGGCGGUGGACGCGCUGCGAGGCAGUAUAUCGCGGCCGGGGACGCCGCGAGAGGUCAAGUCGGCGGCCGUGGAUGUAGACGUGGAUGUGGACUCUGCGACGCCCUCUGCGUCCGCUACUCCCUCCGCGCCUGUGGGCAACAGGGUGGAAAAGUCCCGUAACAGGACUAAGAAGAGGUCUGUGAAGAGGCGCAAGGCGGUGUGUUACUUCGAGGGCUGCGAGAACGCGCCCUCGAAGUUCAUAGGCGACUGUGACUUCUGUCAGGGACACUUCUGCUCCUCGCACCGGCUCAUGGAGACGCACGAGUGUGCUGGACUAGACACAUGCAAGAAGAGAAUGCACGACCGCAACGCAGACAAGCUUUCCAAGGAACAGACUGUCGUCCAGCAGAUCCAAAUAUAA
Molecule: messenger RNA, 504 nt
Organism: Huiozyma naganishii CBS 8797
Lineage: Eukaryota; Fungi; Ascomycota; Saccharomycetes; Saccharomycetales; Saccharomycetaceae
Gene: TMC1
Product: Tmc1p
Exons: 1
Coding region: 1-504 (167 amino acids)
Molecular function (GO): zinc ion binding
Source: RefSeq, a predicted model, not a curated record